Molecule: messenger RNA, 3564 nt
Organism: Osmerus eperlanus (European smelt)
Lineage: Eukaryota; Metazoa; Chordata; Actinopteri; Osmeriformes; Osmeridae
Gene: helq
Product: helicase, POLQ like
Exons: 18
Coding region: 361-3438 (1025 amino acids)
Molecular function (GO): ATP binding; nucleic acid binding
Source: RefSeq, a predicted model, not a curated record
AACCCCUCGUCUCUGAUUGGUUUAUAUUAGGACGAUAGACUUGUGUUUACAAUUUCAAAUGCAGGUAUUCUGCUCCUAGCUUCACUGUUAGCCUAACUUAUUGUUAAUUGGACUACAGAUAUGUCGUUUGUGUGUUUUCUUGACAUUUAAAUGUAUUUGAAUGUAAGUCUUACUGUCUAGUUUUUUUUGCACUGUCUUUUAGGUUUGGAUUUACUGUAGCUGUAAACACACUAGCUAGCUAACGACGUUUUCUUCGUACAGUACACUUCACAUUAGCUAGCUUGUGCUAGGAAUUGUUCUUGCUUUGAAGGUUGUUUCGCUUACAACUUCACGUUAUGUGUAAGUGUAAGGUUGGACACAAUGAGUGCUGACAACCGAGAAAUAAAAAUAAAACGAGUGACCUCUAGAAAGAGGUCUAGGGAUUCUCUCAAAAGUCAUCUGACGCCUCUAAGAAAAAGAACGACUGCCUCUGGAGAACAGUGUUCCGACAAAACAGGAGGACGACCUCAUACGAGAACCAUGGGCGAGAAUUACAGUGACAAUGAAGAUUUGUUCGGGGACUAUGACAGCAUUUUGGGAGACAGCUCUUUUCUGGCAAAGAUAGAUGACGCGGAGAAAAACAUGAAGCAGCAUGACAUUGAUCAUAAAACCUACAUAGACCCUGUGGGUCAUCACCUUGAGAACCCUGACUUCACUGCCCUACGGCCGACAAGAGACACCUGUGUGAAGUCAGGGUGUGAUGACAGUCUCACCGACUCGAUCCUGGAAGGGCUCCGGGAUGACUCUUUUCGAGACGUUCCAAGCUCCCAGCUAGCCUUUCAACAAGAAGUUCUUCAGAGGGAUGAGAAGAACCGCUGCCUAGACGCAGACAAGACUUCCACUCCAAACCCAGAAAGGUCUGUUGAAUACAGGAAUAAAAGGGAAGAGACAGAUGUUGCCCCCAAGGCGAGAAAGAGCAUGACAGAUCAUCUGAAGAGAGCCAUGUUGUGCAAUGCAGCAGCUCCUUCUGGUGUAUCGAGGACGACGGUGCAAAAAGAGGCUGUGGUUACAGAGGAGAUCAGUGUUGCCAUGCAGGCCAUCGAAUCUGUUUCUAUGGAGACGACAGACCUGGGGCCUUUCUUUGGUCUUCCCACCAAAGUCAAAGAGCUAAUUUGCAACCUCAAAGAAAUCAAAGACUUGUAUGACUGGCAGAAAGCGUGUCUAAACCUGGACUCUGUUCAGCAGAGGAGGAACCUCCUCUACUCUCUUCCCACCAGUGGAGGGAAGACUCUCGUGGCUGAGAUUCUCAUCCUGAAGGAGCUGCUAUGCAGGAAAAAGGAUGCGCUUCUCAUUCUCCCUUACAUAUCUUUGGUGCAGGAAAAGGUCAGAGGGUUGGCUAGCUUUGGCCUGGAGUUGGACUUCAUGGUGGAGGAGUAUGCUGGCAGUAAGGGCAGGUUCCCCCCGGUGAAGACGAGAGGGAAGAGGUCCCUGUAUAUCGCCACCAUAGAGAAGGCCCACAGCUUGGUUAACUCCCUCAUAGAGGCAGACAGGCUGGGCAAUAUUGGACUGGUGGUUGUUGAUGAGCUCCAUAUGCUGGGCGAUGGUAGCAGAGGAGCCAUUAUUGAGAUGACUCUGGCCAAAGUCCUGUAUCUCAGUGGUUCAACUCAGAUCAUUGGAAUGAGUGCCACUCUGGGCAAUGUCCAAGAUCUUCAGAAGUUUCUGAAGGCUGAGAAUUACACCAAUGAUUUCAGACCUGUCCAGCUGGAUGAGUAUGUCAAGCUCAAGGACAGCAUAUAUGAGGUCGACCCCAAGGAGGAAGAGUGCUUCAGGUUCUCAAGACUUCUGAAUUUCAAGUACUCCAGUGCAAUGCAGAAGAUGGACCCAGAUCAUAUUGUAGCGCUGGUAACUGAAGUCAUCCCGGCCCAUUCGUGUCUGGUCUUCUGCCCCACCAAGAAGAACUGUGAGAAUGUGGCAGGGAUGAUCUGCAAAUACCUCAACAAGCAGUUCCUCCAGCACAAGGAGGCCGAGAAGGCCGCGUUGCUGAGGGACCUGAAGAGCUGCGGGAACGGCUCCCUGUGCCCGGUGCUCAGGAGGACGGUCCCCUACGGCCUCGCCUACCACCACAGCGGCCUGACCAGCGAAGAGAGGAAGCUGGUGGAGGAGGCCUACUCCUCCGGGGUCCUCUGCCUCCUCGCUUGCACCUCCACCCUGGCUGCAGGGAUCAACCUGCCUGCCCGCAGGGUGAUCCUGCGGUCCCCGUACGUGGCCACGGAGUUCCUGAAGAGAAGCCAGUACAAGCAGAUGGUGGGGAGAGCUGGGCGGGCCGGGAUCGACGCCAGGGGAGAGAGCAUCCUCAUCCUCCCGGAGAAAGACAAGCUCAUGGCCAAACGGCUCGUGUCGGCACCGAUGGAGAUCUGCUACAGCAACCUGAUGCAUGACGAUGGGAAGGGGGUCCUGAGUCUCAUCCUGUCGCUCAUCGGACUCAGUAUCACGACCACGUUGGAGAAAAUCAGGGACUUUAUGAGUGGCACCCUGCUUGCCGUCCAAGAGAGUCGGUUAUGCACAGAGAGGAGCUUGGCCGAGAUCAUUCAGGAGUGUGUGACUGUCCUGAAAGACAAGGCCCUUAUCACCGAGUCCCCAGACCCACAGGACGGGACUCUACAGGUCACCAAGCUGGGAAGAGCUACCUUCAAAGGCUCGGUAGAUUUGAUCUACUGUGACGUCCUGUACAGAGAUCUGUCGAAGGGCCUGGAGAGUCUGAUGCUGAACAGUUUCCUUCACCUGCUCUACCUGGUCACACCCUACGACAUGAUCUCUCAGUGCAAACCCGACUGGAUGACAUACUUCAGACAGUUCACGAUGCUGUCUGCUGCGGAGCAAAAGAUGUCUACGGCAGUUGGAGUGCCAGAAAGCUUUGUUGCCAGAAAGGCUGCGGGACAGACUAUUAAGAAGAACGUGGACAUGGCGGUGGCCGGGCGCCUGUACCUGGCCCUGGUCCUCUUCUCCCUAGUGAAGGAGACGGACUUGUGGAGCGUCGCCGAGCGCUUCCAGCUGAGCCGUGGCUUCGUUCAGACGCUGCUCAGCUCCUCCUCCUCCUUCUGCUCCUGCGUGCUGCACUUCACCCAGGAGCUGGAGGAGCUGUGGGCCUUCAGAGCCCUGCUGACGGAACUGACGCGCAGGCUGACCUACUGCGUCCAGGCGGAGCUCAUCCCUCUGAUGGAGGUGGCCGGGGUCAUGCAGUCAAGAGCCAAGCAGCUAUACAGCGCUGGAUACAAAACACUGUCUCACCUCGCUAACGCCGACCCAAACGUUCUCGUCAAGACUGUGGAGAAUCUCUACAAGAAACAAGCCAAUCAGAUAGUGGCAUCUGCAAAGAUGCUGCUAAAUGAGAAAGCUGAAGCACUCAAGGAAGAGGUGGACGACCUUCUAAUGAUGCCUCUUGACCUUCCCUCCCUGUAAAAAGAUUUGUUCAUGUGUAUUUAUAACGGAUUUAACGUUUUAUUUUGCCCUGCUGUUAUAAUUUAUAGUUUAUCGGAGUGCUGUGUCUAAUUAAAGGGUGAACAAAAAUCAAGUAGCCUGUCAUGU